This is a messenger RNA of Meira miltonrushii, 4246 nucleotides long. RefSeq lists its product as uncharacterized. Bases 271 to 4017 code for a protein of 1248 amino acids. The record is from RefSeq and is a predicted model, not a curated record. Lineage: Eukaryota; Fungi; Basidiomycota; Exobasidiomycetes; Exobasidiales; Brachybasidiaceae. The transcript has a single exon. Gene Ontology annotation, molecular function: protein binding.
UUUCAAUCAACACUAACCGUCAAUCAAAACUCUCCACACGCGCUGUAUGUGGGUGGGUAUUGUGUUUGUUUCAUUCAGGAGAGGCUUGCAUUUGUAUGUCUGGACAAGAAGUUUAAUCAAUCAUCAACGAAUGUAUGCAAAUAAGAUAUGACAACUCUGCUCUCAUAAUAUAUCACUCCUUUCACAACACACCAAAACAUUGUGAUGACAACAAGAUAAACAAUCACCCACCAAUCCCACUCAAGACACUCACACACCCCACCACCCAAGAUGGACCUAAUCACCAUCGUAACAACAUCUGCAAGACAAAAAGGGAAAAAUGUCGAACGAAAUCAAUCAAGACGCAGACGACAGAUAUCAAUAAAGCAAACCUUUAUCCUCGUGGCAGGUGCUGCAAUAGCAUUCACAUCAAAUACAUACGCUCAAUCCUCAACUGCUUCAUCUUCCACCUAUUCACCAAUCGCAAGAUGGGGAGCAGCAUCAACAUUAAGUGAUUCACUCUUUAUCAUUCAUGGUGGAAAGACAAAUGGGGAUGGUAUAACGCCUGGCGGUGGAGGAUAUACCUAUUCAUCCGGCCCGAACACAAAUCAAACAAUUUCAAUCGACCUUUCUCAAAGCUUUCAAACAAGCUCACCACCAUGGCAAUCGAUCGAUAGAACCCUAGCCUCACAAGAUUCUUCACCUUCAACUGCUUUUCAUUCUUUGACUCCGUUGAAUAAUGGUAAUUUACUCAUUUUUGGAGGAAUGCCUGACCCUUCAGCAAAUACACAAGCGGGUAAUAAUUCAGCAUACAUUGUCAAUUUGAGUAACGGCGGCGGUCAUGCAUCUUUCUCAAGAGCAGCCUCUUCGUGGAAUGAACCUGAAAGGAGGAUGUACCACUCUGCUGCAGGAGAUGAGCAAGGGCAUGUAUACAUCGUCGGUGGAGAGACAACAAGCGGAUCUAUGGCCCCGAUGGAUCAAUUGUGGACGAUAAAUUCAGCAGCGAACAAUCCUCAAUUCAGGAAUACGGCUGCCAGUAAUCCUCCGGCUGGAUUGAUUGACGCAACUGCAACGAUGCUAAGCGAUGGAACAGUUUUGUCUUUGGGAGGAAUAGAUGGCAAUAACACUAUGCAAACAUUUGACACGAUAUCAUCCUAUUCGCCUUCCUCACAACAGUGGAGAUCGAUUGGCACUCAAGGUGUAAAUUCCAGUACGCAAGGCUAUCCAACUCCUAGAAGAGGACACGUUGCUGUCGCUCUACCAAACCAAAGAGUGUUCAUUCAUGGAGGUGCAAGUAUAAACUUUGAUCAAGCAAUGAGUGAUGCAUGGAUAUUAGAUUGGAGUCAAAGUCCACCAAGAUGGUCGGACAUACAAAUGACGAGCGGAUCCGCACCUUCUGCACGAUUUGCACAUUCAGCCGUUGCAUAUGGAGGAAAGAUUGCUUUGGUUUUUGGUUGGGCAGGUAAUAAUCCUGCUGAUGCAACUUUGUACACGUUUGAUACUACCACUAUGACCCAACAAGGACAAAUAUGGAGUGGUGGUCAAUGGACAACAAGUUAUACUCCUGAUCCAAAUGCCGCAAAGAACGGCUCUGGUAAUCAAGCCAACAAUGGAGGCAAGAGCGGCAAAGGUGGCGGCAGUUCCUCCUCCGGAUCAGAUUCUGGCAGUUCAAAAUCUCAAGAUCCAUUCGCAGCGCCCACUACGACCGAUUCCAAUACGACAGGAUCAGAUGAUGGAUCUUCCACGGCCGGCACAAAAGCAGGAGCAGUGCUUGGAAGUUUGGUUGGUUUAGGUUUGGUUGCUGGUGUUGGCUUUUACGCUUACAGAAGACAUCAACAAACUGAGAUGAACAAUUGGCGAAGAGGUGAUGGAGAUGCGGCCUUAUUGGGUGGUUCAGGACAUUAUAGUGGCCCCGAUGAGCUUUACACCUUGGAGAAAGGCCUGGCAGAAGGUGGAGGAGGAGCGGGUGGCUAUUAUCAACCCGGUAUGCAUCCAAUGGGACCUCGUGAACCUUCUCGUCCGAACCUUUCUUCUUCGCCUUGGAGUAUGGGUAACAUUGGACAUGCAAUGGAAGGUUCAGGUCCUCAUUUACGUGAACGGUUGGCCUUGUUGACGGGAAUCGCUGGUUGGACUGGAAGCGGAAACGGUCAGAAUGGCAAUUCCAACCAACGAUUCGAUAUGUUGGCCGGAGAAAUGGACGACGAACGACAUGCAGGAGAGAUGUACGCAAUGAAACAUCGUAAUGGCGAUCACAUAGAAGAGGACGAUGAAGACGCAUAUGAAGCAGAGAUGGACAGACACAUCAAAGAACGUAGCUAUGGCCGUGUACAACAAGAUGAUUGGGAUGAGAUGGGCGCAUACGACACAUAUGGCGAUCUUGGCACAGGUGCGGGCGGAAGAGGUCAGAUCGACACAUACGUUGAAUCUCCAUUUGAGGAAGAUCGUCCGAUUCCCCCAUCAGAUUCCAAGGACAGAAAGAAUAGCGCCGGUCCAGGAGGUGCUGCUGCGUUGUACAGUGGCGAAUACGUUUCCUAUGAUAGUCAAAGCGUUGCAGAUGGAGUGAGCCUGAAUGAAGCAAAUAGCAUGUCAGAUGUUGGAGCUUCGGGUAAUUCUAGUCAGUCGCAUGGCAACCUUUCCACAUCAAACAAAUCAUCCUUAUCUAAAAGCAGUGGCGGCCAUGUUCAACCAGCCGCACUUUCCUUCAGCGAUUCCGUUCCUCAACGUAGACGAGGAGGUGGACUUGCACCUUCUCCUUUAGUACGCAGAAGUCCAACAUGGUGGGAUCGCUUCAUGGGUCAAAGCUUUUUGGAACGAAGUGCUUCCGGACGAAUGUAUCCUGGACCAAGGGCAGAUGAGCCCAUUCGUGAUCCUGCUGAUCCACCAACUCUAAGCGCCAUUCGAGAGGCUUCUCAUAGUACCAAUCCAAGUACAGGAUCUGAUCCGUUCAGAGAUGAUAGUCAGAGGGGACGGGAUGGUGCUGAUGCAUACGGAACUCCAGAUGUUGACGAACAUGGCAGGAGAUUGGCCGAUGAAGGUGGUCAAUACGCAACAAAAGACUACAAUCGUUCUUUGACAAGUUUGCAAAGUGCACGCACUGGUGAUACAACUAUGCUAGAAGCCAGAAUGAGAACGAUGGACGUUCAACGUGCGGGUACAGUGAGUAGUAGAAGAACAUACAGUAGUGGCGCAAGAAGUGAUCGUAUGGGCAGCACGGGAGGAAGUAUGAGCAGUGCAGGUGGCCUAAGUCGUCAUACCAGUGUUCGCAGAGAUGCCCAAUCACAAGCACAUGAAGCUGCCGAACAAACGCCCAUGUCUGAAUCUACACCUGGCAGUGUUGUUUGGGAUCCUUCCCGAUAUGCUAUGCCUGGUACUGUUUACGAACAAGAUGAAGCAGAUGAAAGCAGAGAUAUUGCUGAUACUUCUCGUCAAGAGGAAGAAGUCGGUGAUGAUUUGCUCUUGUUCAAAGAACACGAUCAACGUAUGCCUUCAGAAGUGCCUAGUCUUACGCCAUCGACUACCAAACGUGCACGUCAAAAUCCCGAUUUGACUUCACCCUUAAGUCCCGUACAAAAGCGGGCAAGAAGUCCACCAAUUCGUGGAACGGUGAAAGAUCGAGCAUUAGCAAUAGAACGUAAAUGGACAAAAGAAGGUGCAAAUGCAGUUUUACCUGUUCCACGUUCGCCUGCGAUUAGUAUGCAUAGUCAACAAUCUGGCAAUAGUGGUGGUCACUCAGGAGAAGAGGAAAGCAGCUCUACAGCGCAAACAUUUGUUCCGGGUAGAGGAGGAAGACCGAUUUUGACUAAAUUGGUUUCUCCAUCCAAACCAUCCAAUCGAAUCUUGGACGAAGGGGCUGAGAGCGAUGGAAUGGUUUUGAGCCCAAUCAAUGUUACCUCACCUCUUUCUAUCACCAAGAAACAACCGCAAACAGAAGGUAAACGAUUCACACACGAUCUCGUACCUAAAGCACAAUUAUACAUCGCCAAUCCGGAUAAACGAAGAGGAAGUUCAAAUGAUACUUCUGACCGUGCACCAUUUUAAAGUCACCUUGCGAUGGAAGGCUUAUUGUAUAGUAUUUCUUAUAGAUGAUUUUUGUAUUCCUUUUUUGCAAGCCACCUGGGCAAAACAUUCCUUCCUUUCCCUUUUUGCUUCUGGAUCGUUAUCUUAGGGCUAGUUUUUGCCACCCUUUUCUCUUUUCGCCUUCUCAAUUUUUGUACAAAUUCAUUCAUAUUCUUUUAUAGGCACAAUGCAAUUCUUAUGGUUAAACAGG